Messenger RNA from Myodes glareolus (Bank vole), 2194 nucleotides. RefSeq names its product ST8 alpha-N-acetyl-neuraminide alpha-2,8-sialyltransferase 1 (gene St8sia1). Gene Ontology annotation, molecular function: alpha-N-acetylneuraminate alpha-2,8-sialyltransferase activity. The record is from RefSeq and is a predicted model, not a curated record. Gene Ontology annotation, biological process: oligosaccharide metabolic process; N-glycan processing. NCBI's taxonomy places the organism in Eukaryota, Metazoa, Chordata, Mammalia, Rodentia, Cricetidae.
UCCAGGGGCGCGUGUCUGCGGAGUCCAGGGCGCAGCGGAAGGCUGCGGUGCGACUCUGAAUGAACUGAUGAGAGCGAGUUCUCAGCCUGCCCUGGAGGGGAGCGGAGCGAGGGUCCCGGCGGCGGGCAAGACCGAAGCACUGAGGGCUGGGUAGCGGUCCCCGGGCCGCCGCCGUGGAAAUUUCCAAGGACUUGGAGCGGCUGGGAGAGCACGUCUGAGGGGUGCCGGGCACCGCACCGCGGCGGCGCAGGAGGCGGGGAAAGGGCGGUGCAGGGCGCAAGAGCAUCUCUCUCUGGAAGGGACACAGUGGGUCAGAUGUCCCGGAGCCAUCCGCACCUCUUUCAGGACCUCAGCCGAGGGCGACUGUAAGGGCGGUAGCAGCCAACCCCACUGCUCUCGUCCAGACCCCUCCAGCACUCGCCUCUGCAGGGAAAACGACCAUGGCUCGUGACUUACCCGGGGGCCACUUCCUCUAGCAAGAAAUCGGUGGGAAAAGUUGCAUUGGAGAAGAUCCUUGUAUCUGACCUUUGGGACCGUGGUGGGGGGUUCCCCAGCAGUGCGUACAAGAAAGCCAAAGGUGUGUGUGCAUGGGGGACCGGCCGUGGGGGCAGCCUCCCCUGCCACUUCGCCUGGCUUUGUGCUGAGGCUCCCACCACCGACUCUGGGACUCUGAGACUGUGAUGGGCCCCUGCGGGCGGGCCCGGCUACACACAUCCAGAGGGGCAAUGGCCAUACUGGCAUGGAAGUUCCCGCGUACCCGGCUACCCGUGGGAGCCAGUGCCCUCUGUGUGGUGGUACUCUGUUGGCUCUACGUCUUCCCUGUCUACCGGCUACCCAACGAGAAGGAGAUCAUACAAGGAGUGCUGGCACAGCGCACAGCUUGGAGGAGGAACCAGACUGCCGCUAGGGUCUUCAGGAAGCAAAUGGAAGACUGUUGCGAUCCGGCCCAUCUCUUUGCUAUGACGAAGAUGAACUCCCCCAUGGGGAAGAGCCUGUGGUAUGAUGGGGAGUUCCUAUACUCAUUCACCAUUGACAACUCCACCUUUUCCCUCUUCCCCCAGGCAACCCCCUUCCAGCUGCCGUUGAAGACAUGCGCGGUGGUGGGAAACGGUGGGAUUCUGAAGAUGAGUGGCUGUGGCCGUCACAUAGACGAAGCAGAUUUUGUCAUGCGAUGCAAUCUCCCUCCCUUGUCAAGUGAGUACACCAGAGAUGUCGGCUCCAAAACUCAGCUGGUGACAGCUAAUCCCAGCAUUAUUCGCCAGAGGUUUCAAAACCUGCUCUGGUCAAGAAAGACGUUUGUGGACAACAUGAAGAUCUAUAACCAUAGCUACAUCUACAUGCCUGCUUUUUCUAUGAAGACAGGAACAGAGCCGUCUCUCCGUGUAUAUUACACACUGAAAGAUGUUGGUGCCAAUCAAACAGCGCUUUUUGCUAAUCCCAACUUUCUGCGGAGCAUUGGAAAGUUCUGGAAGAGCAGGGGAAUUCAUGCCAAGCGCCUGUCUACAGGACUGUUUCUGGUCAGCGCAGCCUUGGGCCUCUGUGAAGAGGUGGCCAUCUAUGGCUUCUGGCCCUUCUCCGCAAAUAUGCACGAGGAGCCCAUUAGCCACCACUACUACGACAAUGUCUUGCCCUACUCGGGCUUCCACGCCAUGCCUGAGGAAUUUCUCCAACUCUGGUACCUUCACAAAACUGGUGUGCUGAGGAUGCAGCUAGACCCAUGUGAGGAGCCAUCACUUGAGCCCACUUCCUAGGGACCAGAAGAAGAAAGAACUGGGCUGUGAAAUAUUUUUGCUAGGUUUUCUAUAUGACUUCCAAAAGGAGUGGCCAAAUGUGUCAUGGAUUGGCAUGAUAGCAAACAAACAAAAACCCAAGCAAAACUUUGCGUUUGACAUUGGCUUGGAGAAUACUAAGAAGUAAAAUGUUCUGGGGAAAGAUUUUAUAGUGUGUCGUGGAUUUACAACUGGGACCCCAAGGAGAUGAUACUGGCGGAUGACGUGUCUGUGGUUCAAAUCUAGAAGACGAGAUUCAAGGAGCAGACGAACUCUGAUUGCUGAGGCCGAGGGCCUCAUCGUGGCAGCAUGUGGAGAUGCUGGGGGUAUUGCUGCAGUCAAUACACAGUGGCAUCGCUGGGGGUUAUUGCUGACCGUCAAUAUGCAGUGACAUCGUAGUCAUUUUAAAAGACCUGUCUUAUUGA